GUUUCCACCAAAUUGUAAAAAAUGAAAUUACCCUCUCUCACCGUAGUUGCAAGUGGCAUUUUCAUUGCUUACAUUGCCCAUUCAGUGUGGACUAUAGGAAGUUUGUAUUUUCCUCCGACAUGUACCGGAAAAAAGAACUGCGUUUUCCCUCACCUGAAAUCCUCAAAUUCUCUACAGAUGCUGUUGUUUGUCACCCCUACAGAAAGAUUUUCUUAUUCAGACACUGUUUUAGUUGAUCAAUUUGAUAUUGAACCUGAGGUUACCCUGACAAAAACUGUCAACAUUCCUCUGCCAUUUAAAACAAGAAGAAAUGGAACUCUUUUCUUUCAUGCCUUUCUGGCAAAGAAAACUCAGAAAUGGAACUCCGAUGAAUGGGCUUCUGCUUUGCAAGAUCCUACGACAAGUUAUGCCGCAACAGCCAUUUCAGUGUAUCAAAUACCUGUCCAAGAAUCUUUCAAUUUGUUAAGAGACAAUGAACCUCAGCAUGGAAAGGAAAAGAAAGAAAAGCCCAUCACGCACAUCUACUCUAAAUUAAUUUUUAAUAUUUUAGAUCAUAGAGAUUCUUUGCCAAGAAAUGAGAUUCCUCCUGAUAUUGCUCAAGUUUUAAGUUAUUCGCCCAAGGGGGAGUAUUUGCCCGUGGUUUACAUCGAUUUGCUGGGUUGUCGGCUAGAAGAUCUCGUCCCUGUAAACCAGUCCGUGAAAGAUUUUCCUGUGACACUGAGUUAUUCGCCAAUUUCCUUCGGAAAAUUACGCCUUUGGAUGCAGUUUAGCGCUGCGAUGUUCACCCUGCGCCAGAUGGGAUUCACCGAAAAAGAUAUCGACGAACUUAAGGGCAUCUUCGCCGAUACCAAUAUUGUUUUGCUCUGCGUCACCUUCGUAGUUGCUGCCCUUCACAUGCUAUUUGACUUUUUGGCCUUCAAAAAUGACAUCUACUUUUGGCGCGAUCGAGAUAACAUGGUCGGACUCUCAUCUCGCACUCUGCUUUGGAGAGCUUUCAGUCAGUUCGUCAUCUUUCUUUACUUGGUGGACGAAAACACGAGUCUUUUGGUUGUGAUACCGGCUGCCGUUGGUACUUUGAUCGAGGUGUGGAAGGUUACCAAGGCUUUUAGGAUAACAUUAGAAUGGAACAACGGAUUGCCCCGACUCAAUUUCGGCCAGUCGCUUAACCAAGAGGAAGCCGAAACUGAACAAUACGAUUCAUUGAGCAUGAAAUACCUGUCUUACGUGCUCUAUCCACUUUGUCUGGGUGGUGCAAUCUAUUCUCUCUUUUACACGUCACAUCGAAGCUGGUACUCUUGGGGAUUGCAAAGCUUGGUGAAUGGCGUCUACGCUUUCGGAUUUCUUUUCAUGCUCCCUCAACUCUUUGUCAACUACAAACUUAAAUCAGUCGCCCACUUACCAUGGCGAGCCUUUAUGUAUAAGGCAUUCAACACUUUCAUCGACGAUAUUUUUGCCUUUAUCAUUACUAUGCCGACUGCACACCGAGUGGCGUGUUUCCGGGAUGACGCAGUUUUCCUCGUUUAUCUUUACCAAAGAUGGUUGUAUCCAGUCGACAAGAAACGAGUGAACGAAUUCGGAGCGACAGGAGAAGAAGAAGUUGUUGAGGAAAACAAGAAAGACAAAUAAACGGCCCUACCGUUUUUGCCAACUAGCUGAUGGACGGAUUCUUCAAAAGUAUGGGAUAAGGGGAGGGAUAAUCAAUUUAUUAUUUUUUCAUAUGAUUCAAUCGUUGUGUGGUACCGCUCAUAACUUUUCAGUUAAAAUUUGAAAGAUUAAAUCCUUUUUUGUUUCCGA
Daphnia pulex (common water flea) is the source of this 1794-nucleotide messenger RNA. RefSeq names its product cleft lip and palate transmembrane protein 1-like protein. NCBI's taxonomy places the organism in Eukaryota, Metazoa, Arthropoda, Branchiopoda, Diplostraca, Daphniidae. Gene Ontology annotation, cellular component: membrane; endomembrane system. The record is from RefSeq and is a predicted model, not a curated record. The transcript is spliced from 9 exons. Bases 22 to 1626 code for a protein of 534 amino acids.